This is a messenger RNA of Penicillium daleae, 459 nucleotides long. RefSeq lists its product as uncharacterized. Bases 1 to 459 code for a protein of 152 amino acids. Lineage: Eukaryota; Fungi; Ascomycota; Eurotiomycetes; Eurotiales; Aspergillaceae. The transcript is spliced from 2 exons. The record is from RefSeq and is a predicted model, not a curated record.
AUGAAGUCCGUCAUCGCUACCAUUAUUCUGGCCGCCAGCUCGGCCUUCGCCGCGCCUGCAGAGAUCAAGCGAUCCACCAAUCUCCAGAUCACCGACUUUUGGGCCAUUGCAUCCAUCCCAGAAUCCAGCGCUUCAAUGCAUUUUGUUCUCACUGACCCUAACUAUCCCAAUGAUACUCCAACUAAUUGCAAUUUGAUCUGGACUUACGGCAAUUCGCCCAAGCAAAACGCUCGAUGCAACAACGAGGAGUACUAUAUCAAGUUCCCACAGGGUGCUCCCGACUUCAAUCUUUUCACUCUGGAGCUUGAGCGGGUCAAUGGGUCAAUUCCCGAGGAUCGCCAGAUCUUGCUGAGUUCGAACGCAAACGGAGGCGCCCCUGGAACCAAGUGGAUCUGCGUGAACAACCCUUCGGCGGAUAUCAAAAUUCGUUGUGAUUACGAUGGUACUCUCGAGUUCUGA